This is a messenger RNA of Cryptococcus amylolentus CBS 6039, 1222 nucleotides long. RefSeq lists its product as hypothetical. The record is from RefSeq and is a predicted model, not a curated record. Gene Ontology annotation, biological process: cellular response to carbon dioxide; cellular response to oxidative stress. Lineage: Eukaryota; Fungi; Basidiomycota; Tremellomycetes; Tremellales; Cryptococcaceae. Bases 551 to 1222 code for a protein of 223 amino acids. The transcript has 9 exons. Gene Ontology annotation, molecular function: carbonate dehydratase activity; zinc ion binding.
UCCGCCGCCAUCCCGGGCUUGCGAUCGUUGUUCUUCCGACCAGCAUCUCUCUCGGCCCUCGGUACUGUACUGCCGAUGGCCCACAACAUCUUCUUUCGGACGCAUCACACUCAUCCACACCCCGACCUCCCCCACAAUCCUGUACCUUUUGCCGUAAGCAGUAAUCCCAGCUGAACUGGACAACGUGAAGUACCCAGGAACGUCCUGAAGGGUCUUGAUUGAUGAAAUGAUGGGUGAUAGGGAUCCGAUUGUUUCAGGUGAUGGUCACUGGAUUCUUCUGUACGGUUGCUGUCGUGAGCUGAAGGACCGAAGCGGCUCCAGCUUUUCGGCUGCUGUGUGGACCUAACAAUCUAAGGGAGGCUGGCUUUGGCUGAUGGAAGCCAUAGACGUCCGUGCUUUGAUACGUUGACGAGCUUGCGAUACGACCGAGGGACAUAUAAUGAGCGAGAAUCCACCCUAAUCUACUUUCCUUCGCUCUCCAGUCGUCAGUCCAUUAUCAAUCCCUAUAGCCUUCAGGAGACCCAUACAUACAUAUAAACUUCCCAUCAACAUGAGCCGCCCCAACUCCAGUCUCGCGUACCCUGAGAUGAAAGAACUUUUCGACCGGAAUAUCAAGUGGUCAAAGAGAGUAUGGAACAAAGACCCCGAAUUUUUCCCUCACCACUUCCCAGGCCAGCGACCUGAGAUCAUGUGGAUAGGAUGUUCCGAUGCCCGUGUGCCAGAGACUACCAUCAUGGGCUGUGACCCAGGAGACAUCUUCGUACACCGAAACAUUGCAAACCUGUACUCUCCCCAAGACGACUCGAUCAACUCUGUCUUGAUGAUUGCGCUUCUCAACUUCAGAGUCAAGCAUAUCGUCGUUACUGGCCAUACCAACUGCGUGGGGUGCCUCACUGCCCUCAACGUCUCCCGCCUGCCCGCCACGCCCCCCACCACCGCCCUUCAACGCUACGUCCAACCCCUCGCGACCCUCGCUCGGACACUCGCCACCCCGGAAGGACCGCCUUCCCUGGAUCUGUUGGUGGAGGAGAAUGUGGUGCAGCAGGUGAAGAACCUGCUGGCGAGUGAUGUGAUCAAGAAUGACUGGAAGAAGCGAGGCCCGGAUGGGGUUGUCAUUCACGGGUGGGUAUAUCAUCUGGAAGAUGGAACAAUCCGUGAUCUCAACGUCUCUGUCGGUCCUCCCGGCCAUGUCCCCGGCAAAGUCGUCAAUGGCUUCUUUUAG